This is a messenger RNA of Heterobilharzia americana, 1634 nucleotides long. The record is from the annotation of a GenBank genome assembly. Lineage: Eukaryota; Metazoa; Platyhelminthes; Trematoda; Strigeidida; Schistosomatidae.
UGAAGUAUAGCGUUUCAAUGUAAGUUGAUUCUAUGCAACUUCCGGGGCACUAGUUAUGGUUUUCUCCCUUAUUAUUUCUCCUAUUGGAUGAGUGAACUGGAGCCAACAUCAAUAGUGUGAGUAGAGGAAACCUGUAGUUGUAGCUCUCUCUUCUAGAUCUUGAGGCUCGUUUCUUUCUGUUUGGUUGUGCUCCUUCGAUGGUCACAGAAGUUUUUGCGUAUUCUUGCUUAUAGCUUUGAAACUUGGCAACGUAGAUACUGAUAAAAUCAACAACCGUUUGAAAUUCUUUUUGUUGUAGGCACCUUCAGGUUGGCUAUUGUUUCACUAUCUCCAAUUGUGCAUUAUGUUCACCAUCUUAUUCUCUAACAUCUUUUGUAAACAUCAUCUUAUGAGAAUAGGUAAAUGCCUAUUAAGUAUUGGUCAAUUGAAAGAGAAAAGUUUGAUAUGUCUACAUGGUGGUGAAUCAAUGGUUACAUUUCUACAAGGUCUUAUCAGUAAUGAUGUCAAGUGUAUCAGUCAACCGAAUUCUUUCAUGUAUUCCCUUUUCUUAAAUUCCAAGGGAAGAGUUUUAACUGAUGCAUUCAUCUAUCAUACAAAUCGUUUAUCAUCAACUUAUCAAUCGAAUUAUCUCAUUGAAGUUGAUCAUGUCUAUACUGAUGAUCUUGUCAAACAUUUAUCACGAUAUAAUUUACGUGGAAGAGUGAAAAUUGAUACCAGUUUACAAUUAUGCCCAUGGAUUGCUAUGCCUACAUCAUCAAUUCAAUCGAAUCAAUUGAAUAAUUCACAAGCAUGGUUACCAGUUAAUAAUAAUUUAUUGAAUUUCAACGAUCAACAACAAGUAAUAUUUUAUGCAUCAGAUCCUAGAGGGAUAUCUGGUUGGUCUGGACGUAUAUUAUCUAGAAGUAAUACAAAUGUACGUGAUAUCUUUACAUCGUGUAAUACACAACCACUUGAUAUAGAAGUAUAUCAUAAUGCACGUUGGCGACUAGGUCUACCCGAAGGUGUUCAUGAAUUCAUUACAAAUGAUACAUUACCAUUUGAAGCAAAUACUGACUUAUCUGGUGGUGUUAGCUUUUCAAAAGGAUGUUAUAUUGGUCAAGAGUUGACAGCACGUACACACUUCACUGGUGUUAUUCGAAGACGAUAUAUACCAAUUAGAAUAGUGUCAAUGGGGAAUAAUGCUGAUGUAUUGAUGAAAACAAUGAAUGCAGCUAAGUAUUUGUAUAACGCACCAAUUUAUCGAAUCGAUCACAACUCGAAUAUAGUCUCAUUGAAAUUGAAACCUGUUGGUUGGAUUCGAGGCAUUAAUCCAUUGAAUAUUAUCAGUACUAAUAAAAUGAAUAGUAAUAUUCAUCAAUAUCCAAUUACUGGUAUAGCUUUGAUACGUUUAACUGAAGCAAGUGAACAACUGAUUAUUACUCUACCUAUAGAUGAUGAUGAUGAUGAUGAUAACAAUAAUAAAACGUUAAUAAAUCUGCAGAUUAUUCCGUAUAUACCAUCUUGGUGGCCAGAGGAUAUUGCACCACAAAUUCAACGACUGGAAUACACAUGACAAUUAUUCAUUAUUAUUAUAGAAUUGAUUCCCUUAAAUUAGUCUUUCUUGUAUAAUAAUAUUAAAUGGGAUUUUCUAUUCA